AAAUGCUAUGUGUAGUCUGAUGUAUCAGUGAAUGCAAUAGAGCCAAUGCAUUUGACAGACAGAUCUAUGAAAAAUACGCAAAUAGCCAAAUGUACUUGACAUUUUGAUCAUACCCAACGGAAUCAAUGGUUUAUGUACGUACACACUCGAUGCGGGGAGAAAGUUGCUGGACAUGUUUUCCUGAAAGUGUGUUAUUAUUUCACCGUGUGCAACAUUGUAGCCACUGUACUUACAUGGAUUUGUGGUUGAACAACAGAUAUCCCAAAUCCCGUGUUUGAAUGGUUUCGAUGCAAGUUGUUUACUCUAUUGGCCUGAAGAAAAGUUGUCGAACUCGAAGUAUAUGUUAUCUGUUGCGCACGAUCCCGUAGUGGAGCUGCAUGCAUUCGACUUUGGCCCAAAGGAAAUUGGCUCCGUAUAACUCGCUGUCAUAUACAUAAAAUGAUAUUGAAACAGGCCCCACACAUGAAUGAGGGACAUCUGGGGAUCCAGGGCCGCCGUGACCCUUAACAGCAGCAAACUUCUUCAGAUCUGACUUGAGGGAGGAGGUGUGUGUUCUCCGCCCUCUACUCUUUCCUGUAGGACUUAUGUUUCCUCCCGAGUCCCUCUGUUCUCACCGUUAAACAAAGCAGGACACAACGGUCCCAGACCGAGGCAGUGUAGGCAGAAACACUUGGCCUCGUCCUUGUUUUUUACUCAAGUGACUGGGGAUAUAUAUAAAGGAUAUAUAUAUAUAAAGGACCUCAACUUUUUUACCCGCUGUUUUUUCUAUAUUUUUUUAGCUUGAUGAUUAUAGUAUGAGUCAUCCUCCCCAGCAGAAAGUGAUCCCUGAUAAGAGUGGGGGCAAACAUCGGGCUGCAGCUGCCAUGAAGGAGCCCACAGUGCAGCACGCGGGGGAUGUCUUCUAUGGCGGUAUGGGCCCCCCGGCUCUGGAGUCUGCUCACAGGGUAGGGGAGCCUGGAGGCCACGGCUCUGGGGUCUUCAACCCAGAGAAGGGGCCCCAAAGUCGUGCACACUAUCAGCAGACUGCCUCUGUCAAAUGGAUGCACCAGGACCACAUCCAAGCUGCUGGCUGGUCUCAGGAUGCUUCCGGGCCCCUGCCAACCAAUUCAUGGGGGCAGAACUUUAGCCCGUAUAUGGACGGCUUGAACAACGUUAGGGUCCAGAUGGCCUUCCCCAAAGGGAGCCACGAUGAAGGAUCUGCUCUGCAGAUGGGGCCAGCAGAGAAACAGGCUCCAGGUUCCAUGGAGGUUUACAGGGAGGCAACCCAAGCUCAAGUCCAGGCUAGGGGCUUAGAGUGGGGGCAGCAAGCUGCGGCAGCCGCCAUGCGUCAAGCCCAGCUCCAGGCCUUCCAGCAGGGCCAUAAAGGUGUAGAUCUCCAGGCUCAGCCCCCCCAUGCCCCCUCCUCUCACCCCACCAUGCAACCAGGGUCCUUGAUGCAGCCCAUCCAGCUGGCGUUUGGACCCACCAAACAGCACCUUUCAUCUGGGUACUACCCAGUGUUCCAGGGGGGCACCAAGGCCAUGUCCAACCUGAGCUACAACGAGCAGCCAAAAACCCAACAACAACACCAACUGAUGCAGCUUCAGAUGCAACAGCAGCAACAACAACAGCAGAAGCAGCAACAACAGUUACAUCAGCAGCAUCAUCAACAACAACAACAGCACCAGUUGCAGCAACAGCUCCAGCACCAAAUACAACAGCAUCAGAUCCAACUGCAGCUGAAUCAGCAGUAUCACAAGCAGCAAAUACAACAGGAGCAACGGCAACAAAUGCACCAGCAGCAGCUUCAACCGCCACACAGUUUACCACCGCAGGAAAUACUGCAGCCGCAGUCUCAGCAAAAGCAGCAGCCAAACCAACACUUCCUGAGUUAUAACCAGCCCCCUGACAACUGUCCGUCUAGAGCUAGCCCCUCAACCCCUCAGAAGGACAUGCCUCUGUCUGUGGAGACUCAGGGACAGGGACAUACACCGGAUGUAGAGACCCCGUCCGCUGACCCAUCAAGCACAUCCUCCGACCCCUGCCCCCCAAAACUCACAUCAGACCCCAUGUCACCCUCAGACGCAUCUCCGGCUGCCCCCCGUCGCUCCCGCCGUCUCUCCAGAGAUGGGCUAUCACCACUCGUGGACCCUCCCUCACUAUCCCCCUGGAACCAGACCUUCAGAGAGGUACCCCAGAACGGUGUGGUAGCCAGACGAGAAGGGGGGGGGACACAGGGGCCGACUGGGGGGGUUAUCCAGAGUACGCGCCGGAGGAGGAGGGCGUCGAAAGAGAUCAACUUGGAGACUCUGGCCCAGAAGGCUUCCGAGAGGGAAUCACUGCCCUCCUCCAAGAUGGCCAAGCAGGGGGAGGGUCUUAUGGGCAGACAAGCUGGUAUGGUGCCCCUGGUUAUCCCCGUGUCUGUGCCAGUGCGCCAGGGUCAGACAGGCCCUCCGGGCCAUCACGCCCUGCUCCCACCCCAGCCCCAACACAAGCCCUCGGUCAUUGUAGCGAGCCGCCGCUCACUGAGGAAGUCCCUCUCGGAGAUCUUCAGCCAGGACGGGGAGGGCGAUGCUGGUCAGGACGACGAUGGGAAAUUGGCCAAGCACAAAUGGCGGCCUCGUCCCGAGCCCCUCUUCAUCCCGCCACCCAAACUGGCUACGUUCAUCGCCCCCUCAGUCUACUCCGCCAUCACUCCCUACCAGAGCCACCUGCGGUCGCCCAUCCGCCUGCCCGACCACCACUUCACCCUGCCGCCCUACACCCCGCCGCCCAUCCUGUCGCCGGUGCGCGAAGGCUCUGGUCUCUACUUCUCCACCUUCCUGUCUUCCAUCGCCGCCAGCAACCAGACCCUACAGCCGCCACCCAACACGCCCAAGUCGGCCUCGCGCAGCCUUCUGCGAUCCACCAGCUCUACAGACAUCACGCCCCCAGUCCUCCCUUUGAUCACCGACGCCACACCUGUCAGCUUUGAACCGCGUAUUAACAUUGGCCUGCAGUACCAGGCGGAGGUACCAGAGCUGCAGUGUGACCGCUCGCUGACCCAGUGGGACCAGCACAAGGCUGACCUGGUCUGGCUCCCCAUGAAGGGGUCCCUGCUACGCCACACAGAGCAGGAGACCGUGGACGACCUGAUGAGCUUGGCCUGCUCCAGUGCUCUGUAUGGCGGUGGCACCAAUCAGGAGCUGGCCCUCCACUGUCUGCAUGAGUGCGGGGGAAAUGUCCUUGAGACCCUGGCGUUCCUGCUGCUCAAGGAGCCCGUUUUCUCUGAUGGCCACCACCUGGCAGACUAUCACUACUCAGGAUCAGACAGUUGGACUCCCUCAGAGAAGCGCUUCUUCAAUAAAGGCAUCUCUACCUACAGGAAGGACUUCUUCAUGGUGCAGAAACUGGUGCAAACAAAGACAGUGGCCCAAUGUGUGGAGUUCUACUACAUGCAUAAGAAACAGGUGAAGAUCAGUCACAGUGGAAGCGUUACCUACGGACCUGCAGAGUCCCCAGCAGAUAGACACACAGAGGCAGUAGUGGAUGUUAAGAGCUCUCAGGGAUCAAAACCAAGUCAGGAAGAAGUUGACAGGAAGUGGGAAGGGUCAUGUGACAGGGGUCAAGAUUGCAACCAGUCCAGGGUUACUCAGACACUACAGGUUCACGACAAUACAGGAGCAGUGCUCGGGCGCAGGGACCAGGAUGCUGUACACAAGGUUGGUCCUCCCCAUCCAACCCUUCCCUCUGCAGCCAGAAAACCUCGUCCCGAGGCGGGGAAGAAGAGCCGAGCGCCCCCAAAGCCCCCCGGCGACCCAGAGGGCGUGUUCCCCUGCAAGAAGUGUAGCAGGGUGUUCUACAAGGUGAAAAGCCGCAGCGCCCACAUGAAGAGCCACGCUGAGCGGGAGAAGAAGGAAGCUGCACUCAAACUCAAAGAGGAGGAGGAGCAGCGAGCGGUUGAGGCGGAGGCACGGGCCAGGGAGGCAGCAGAGGUUAUGCAGAAUGGGAACGGGGGUGGGAAUGGAGCAGGAGAACAGGAUGAGGUCAGUGAUGAGGAUGUGCCUUCAGAGACAGAAGAUGAAAAGGACGAGGACUGGCAGUGAGAGAGGGGAGGAGGGAGGGGGGGCUUGAGAGGGAAUGAAAGACAUAUCCCACUCCCAGAAAAACAAACGAGUACAAAUAAUCUUUGUACCUGAAUCAAUGAGAUUGAGGAUGGAGGUGUUCCAGGUCAUCAUUACACAUGUGCUGCACAGACGAUCAGAUCUUACAACACCCAGGGAGGUGUUGCGUCUAAGGGAACCACAUUUACAGUGCCUUCAGAAAGUAUUCAUCCCCCUUGACUUAUUCCACAUUUUGUUGUGUUACAACCUGAAUUCAAAAUGGAUUACAUUUAUUUUUCUCACCCGUCUACACACAAUACCC
This is a messenger RNA of Oncorhynchus gorbuscha (pink salmon), 4383 nucleotides long. RefSeq names its product mitotic deacetylase associated SANT domain protein a (gene mideasa). NCBI's taxonomy places the organism in Eukaryota, Metazoa, Chordata, Actinopteri, Salmoniformes, Salmonidae. Gene Ontology annotation, biological process: regulation of transcription by RNA polymerase II; negative regulation of DNA-templated transcription. The record is from RefSeq and is a predicted model, not a curated record. The transcript is spliced from 13 exons. Gene Ontology annotation, cellular component: transcription regulator complex; histone deacetylase complex. Gene Ontology annotation, molecular function: transcription corepressor activity. Bases 795 to 4064 code for a protein of 1089 amino acids.